AUGCUCUAGAUCAAAUCUUUACCACUCAUUUCUGCAGGAUUACUCAGAUUUUUAUGUGGACGUGAGUGGUGAUGAAGUUAAAGAUUCAAGAAAAUGUGAAAAUGGCUGGAUCAACAAGAGAUGGUGGCAGCGAUGACGGUGAAUCGAUGAAGAUUAGCAACAGAAAGGUGGUGAUGGAUGAGAAGAUCUAUGUAGCAGUGACAAAGAGAGAUCUGGAGAGCAAGUCUAGUCUCGUUUGGGCGAUACAGAACACUGGAGGCAGAGAGUUUUGCAUCGUCUAUGUUCAUCAACCGGUCCAUAUCUCAAUCCCGGGAGCAAGGUUCGACGAGCACAAACUGCGGCGUUACAGAAAGAAGAAGAAGAGAGCACUUAAUAAUCUGGACAAGUACCUUCAUAUUUGCAGGCAAAUGCAGGUCAGUGCAGAGACGAUAUAUAUUGAAAUGGAUUCCAUAGAGGAAGGUAUACUCCAAUUGAUAUCUCAGCAUGGAAUUAAGAAACUUGUCAUGGGAGCAGCAGCUGAUAGACACUAUUCAAUGAAAAUGAGAGACUUGCAGUCCAAGAAAGCUAUUUACAUUCGCAGAGAAGCACCAGAUACUUGCCAUAUAUGGUUUCCCUGCAAUGGAUACCUAAUUUUUACAAGAGAAGCUAGAAGAAGAGAAAUCUUGUAUCUAGAAGGUACAUCGUCAAGUUAUUUGAGCCAAUCCAAGAUUACUAAAGGAACUGAAAGGGUUCCAAGUUCGAGUAUGGCUAAAGAUGAUGUUGGGAACCAAGUAGCUCUCAUAGAAGCUGAGAGAGCAAAAAGGGAAACACUCUUUGAGGCGUCUAAGCGUGAAGAAGCUGAAAAAUCUGCAAUUGAUGCAAUCAAAAGGGCUAAAGACUCGGAAAAUAGGUAUCUCAAUGAGUUGAAGCGUAGGAAGGAAACAGAGAAGGCACUGAAAGAAGCUAAAGAACAACUUGAAAAGAUGAGAUCAGAAUCCGAGUCACGAAUUGCUGAAUCAAGUAUGGUGAUCAGAGAGCUCCAAGGCGAUCAUUGCGUAUUAAUGGAAGUGUUGAGAAGACUUGGAGAUGAACGUGAAGAGUUGAAGAUAAAGCUUCGCAAAGUAUCAAAGCUGAAGAGUAAACGAGAGGGAGAGGAAGUGUCUCCCUCUAGGGACCCUGAACUGCCUCAAUACUUCUUAUGUCCCAUUACACAGGAUGUGAUGGAGGAUCCACAGGUAGCAGCAGACGGUUUUACAUAUGAAGGAGAGGCCAUACGUUGUUGGCUUGAUAGUGGACACGAGACUUCUCCAAUGACAAACAAAAGGCUUAUUCACACAAGCUUGGUUCCAAAUCUUUCUCUUCGAUCUGCAAUCCAAGAAUGGCUUCAAGAUUCAAGCUCCUGGACCAUUGAACCAGUUCCUCCCUUUGUAAAAGACUUGAUCAAAAAGAGCUUGAGGUCCUUAGAGGCUAAUUAAGGAAGCUCACUCACUGUUCUCUGAAGACGAGUUCGAGUCUUGGUGCAAUUCUCCUGGGGACGUUUUUCUUUAUUUUUAAUUGGUUUGUGUUUUGACGUUUUGUAGUAGAACACUCAUUGUUCUAUCACUAGCCGUGUUUGGUAUGAGUCAGCCAUUUGUAAACUGUAAUAUGAUAUUG
This is a messenger RNA of Brassica napus (rape), 1632 nucleotides long. RefSeq names its product U-box domain-containing protein 36-like. Lineage: Eukaryota; Viridiplantae; Streptophyta; Magnoliopsida; Brassicales; Brassicaceae. Gene Ontology annotation, molecular function: ubiquitin-protein transferase activity. The transcript has 7 exons. Bases 72 to 1454 code for a protein of 460 amino acids. The record is from RefSeq and is a predicted model, not a curated record. Gene Ontology annotation, biological process: protein ubiquitination.